Messenger RNA from Trachymyrmex septentrionalis, 3650 nucleotides. It is a transcript of the gene roq, whose product is annotated as roquin-2. The record is from RefSeq and is a predicted model, not a curated record. NCBI's taxonomy places the organism in Eukaryota, Metazoa, Arthropoda, Insecta, Hymenoptera, Formicidae. Gene Ontology annotation, molecular function: metal ion binding. The coding region runs from base 162 to 3128 and encodes 988 amino acids. The transcript has 16 exons.
UGUGGUUAGUGGUCAUAUCAUACAGUCGUCUGUAACAUAAUAGUAGACGUUAUACGUUGUCGUCUUGCGAGUUGCGAAUCGCGCAAAACUGCGCGAGAGGCGUGAUGCGCAAAAAGUGUAAUCGAUGUGAUGUUUUGCGAGGGAUAUAACGAGGUGGGUGAAUGCCGAUACAGGCACCACAGUGGACUGAAUUCCUGUCAUGUCCAAUCUGUUGCCAUGACUUUGACGUGGCUAUACGAGGUCCCAUAUCACUCGGCUGUGGCCACACCAUAUGUCGUGCUUGCUUGGCCAAUUUACAUCGCAAGCAAUGUCCUUUCGAUCAGAGCAUUAUCAACACCGACAUUGAAAAAUUACCCGUAAAUGAGGCACUGUUACAAUUGCUGGGCAAUCCAAUUCCCAUCGUUGCUUCAUCAACAUCUGCAUCGAAUCAACAGCAGAAUUAUCAGAAGCUUCUGCCAGCCGACCAACAUGUUAAUUACCUGAGAGCUAAGAAUUGCAUUGAAGAACUUGCUCUUUAUCUUAAACCAUGUCAAAUUAGUAAUACUGCAGGCAUCGGAAGCGGAGGUGGAGGACUGGUAUCACGACCCAUGCAACGUAAAUUGGUGACGUUAUUAGGUUGUCAAUUAGUCGAACCAGAAGGUAGAGCACGUGCAUUGCGUGCUGCUCGUAGUCUUGGUGAGCGCACUGUCACAGAGCUUAUACUACAGCACCAGAAUCCUCAACAACUCAGCGCUAAUCUUUGGGCGGCCGUGCGUGCCCGUGGUUGUCAAUUUCUUGGACCAGCGAUGCAAGAGGAAGUUCUCAAACUUGUGCUAUUGGCUUUGGAGGAUGGCUCUGCUCUAUCGCGUAAAGUAUUAGUGAUGUUUGUAGUACAGCGUCUGGAACCACAUUUUCCUCAAGCUAGUAAGACCAGCAUUGGACAUGUGGUGCAGCUUCUAUAUCGAGCGAGUUGUUUUAAGGUAUCAAAGCGCGAGGGUGACUCAUCUCUAAUGCAAUUAAAGGAAGAGUUCCGUACUUAUGAAGCUCUAAGACGGGAGCAUGAUGCACAGAUUGUACAGAUUGCCACCGAGGCAGGCUUGCGUAUUGCGCCUGAUCAAUGGUCAGCGUUGCUCUAUGGCGAUACUGCUCACAAGUCUCACAUGCAAAGCAUCAUUGAUAAAUUGCAGACACCACAAUCGUUUGCCCAGAGUGUCCAGGAGCUUGUGAUAGCGUUGCAACGUACACCAGAUCCUGGACAACUGAGCGGUCUCAGGCCACAGUUGGAAUUAUUAGCUGCCAUCGAUCCCAGUCCAGAGACAGAGCCACCAAGCUUGGCCGAAUGUCGAGCGGCUCUAGAAGCCGUGAGAAUAGUAGUGGCUACGUUAGUGGACUUUGUUCGACAACAUGGAAACAAUGGCACAUGCGGUAACAAUCGGAAAUCAGUGGCGCAGGAUAGUGGAGGUAAUGGUCCCGUCGGGAGCUCGUGUUCAGGUUCAGCGACCAGCAAAUACAAAGUCAGUAUGUGCAGAGAUUUAGCCUUGCGCGGCACUUGCCCACGAUCCAACAAUUGUACCUUUGCUCACAGCGACACCGAGCUUGAUAAGUACAGAUCAAAAAAUCGUAAAUUGAGUGUCAGAGCAAAUUCAAAUCAGACGGAAUCGAAGGGUGAGAAGAGUAACAAGAUUUUCAAUAAGCAAAACGGUGAUUUAACGACUUAUCAUUCCGUAAAAGCACACGACAGGGAUACAGUGGUGCAACAUUCAACGCCUAUCUCGACCAAUUUGGAAAAUAAUUUGAUUGACUCAUUGACAUCGACCUACGUUUUGCCGCUUACACCCCCACAAAACUUGCCGCAUCUUAGUCUGUGCUCUGUAAAGGGAGGAACUAUGUUGGAUAGUGGAGGAUCUCCUGGUGUUCAUUGUUCUGGGCAUUACAUAAUGCCACCAGGAUCUGUUCCCACAGUCGAUUAUGGACCUUCCUUGACAACUACGACAAACCUCGGAGUGUGGGAUACCCCACAAAUUGUACCAGCAAAUCAACGAACGGCAAUGGGAAAAACUAUGUUGGCGAUGUUAUUGCAACGCAAAAUGGAGAUCUUAAAUCAGUUGGAAAUAAUUGUUGGCAAACAGCAGCAGCAACAACUAAUAUCAACGCAAAUAAAAACGAAUUACGAUCUUCAGCAAGAGAGUGAUUUAUUGUCUGCACCCAACAAUUACUCGAUAUGGACCGCUGCGAAUAACUUUCGCUGUACAUCCGGGACGGAUCCAUCGCCGCCGCCACCACCUUCAUCUGCCACCACUUCGCAUCUACUCGACGAUGACGGUCCCUUUAUGUCUCCAUUAGACGUAUCUCCAGCAACCUCUUUGCCAUCAGUUAGCAAACAGGCACCCAUCUCAAGAUUAUCUAAAACUCUGAUAAGAUCUCCCUACAACGGAACUCUGCAACAUCUCUACAACGAGGAGGUCGAUCCUACUCCUAUCCCCACACUGUCUACUGCAUUCAGAACUCCAAACUCUGUAACCUCUUGGUAUUAUGGCAGUCAACCAUAUGCAACAGUUGGCAUGAAUGGAAUACAGUCAAUGACGCCAACGAGCCCUGGUAGUGGUGAUGGUGACAGCGAUUUCAUCAGUGAUAAUUACGUCGCACUCGGCCGCAAUAUCAUUGCACCAGAAUCAUUAUCACAAUUCUCGAGAUCGGAGUAUAUGUCAAAAGAUUUGAUUUUGGAAUCACAGAAAGUAAAGCAGCAACUCAGACAUCUUGAAAAGAAAAUCAAUGACUUAAAGUUGGCUACGCAAGGAGCUACUACUUUCGUCACAGCAGGCGAACGAUUGACGCAAGAAUUGCGAAUGAUCGAGGCGGGCAUCAGAGAAAGGGAGAGAGAUGUACGAAAUUGGAGCAAUCCAUACGGUGGUAGUACUGGUACUACCACUAUUCCUUGGAUUCAGCAAUCCACUAAUGAUUGGCUCUCAAAUCAAGAAUAUAAUACGGAUUACAAAACUGAGGAGGAAGAUACAUACGAGGCUGGGAUAGCAAAUGAUAUGCGCGAGCUAGAACUGCGAUGGGAAUUUGAGCUGCGCGAGCAGGAAAAACAUUGGUCCAGUGGAGGUGAGAAGGAUCCUAUCACUACCACUACCUCCAUGAAUAAAUAAUAGGAUAUCUCCCUUCUUUUUCCCUCUUUAGCUCUGUUUUCCUUUCUCGUCCAUCUUUCGGGAAACAUGUAUUUUUACAUGGCAAAAUCAAUCUUCGAUUCUAUCUUCUCUAAUUAAUAUUGAUCGAGGAUAAGUAAAAUUCCUUUAAUCCAUGAAAGUCGGGAAAUACAUACAACAGUAAUCGCAGACGUGCGGGGACCUAAAUCUUGAGCAUUUUUCCACGUUGAUAAUUAGAAUAUGACGCGAUAAAAAUUGUACGAUUUUAAUUCUGAAUAAUAAUUUAUCAAUGGCAUUGAGUUGUCGACUGUUGAAAGUAAGCAACAAUUGUACCACUUGGGGUAGAUGAUUAUAAUUACGUAAACUUCGUGAAAAAUGUCAGACUUGAAAUAAUUCGUAUCGUUUACGUAAUUAAUUUCCAAAUUAGCAAUCUUCUCGAUUGAUCUCUUAAACUGACCUGUUAUCUCUUUUUAAUUAAAAAAAGAGAUAAAUGAUACUGUAAAAUUUUUACGAAAGAUAUAUAUU